This is a messenger RNA of Carcharodon carcharias (great white shark), 3868 nucleotides long. It is a transcript of the gene stk10, whose product is annotated as serine/threonine kinase 10. The transcript is spliced from 19 exons. Gene Ontology annotation, molecular function: ATP binding; protein serine/threonine kinase activity. The coding region runs from base 312 to 3347 and encodes 1011 amino acids. Lineage: Eukaryota; Metazoa; Chordata; Chondrichthyes; Lamniformes; Lamnidae. The record is from RefSeq and is a predicted model, not a curated record. Gene Ontology annotation, biological process: protein phosphorylation.
GUUGCGGAAACCGGCAGGUGGAUGGAGUUGGGGUGCAGGGUGUGGAGUGGCCGCUGACAUUAACACUGCACUCGCUCAUUUUCAGAUACAAUUGGGAAGUUUGUUGUGGAGUUCAAGACUUGCUUGGAGUUUGAGGAGGAUGGGAGUAGUCGGGUGACUGAGUGAGUGUAGGCGGCCCCCGGCAGGGAGGGAGGUCUCCCCUGGGCUGAGGAGGAGGAUUCACCGCCACAGAUUGCCGGCUUCCUGUUCUUACCCCCACACCCUCCGCCAUCCUCUCGCUGAUCCUCGUGUCUUCCUCUCCUGGCUGAGGGAUGGCUUUCGCCAACUUCAAAAGGAUUUUGAGACUUUCCACUUUUGAGAAGAAGAAAUGCAAACAGUACGAACACGUCCGCAGGGACUGCAACCCCGAGGAGAGCUGGCAAGUGCUCGGGGAGCUGGGCGAUGGCGCCUUCGGCAAGGUUUACAAGGCCAUAAACAAAGAGAAUGGAGUCUUAGCUGCUGCAAAGGUCAUCGAGGUGAAGAGUGAAGAAGAACUUGAAGACUAUAUGGUGGAAAUCGAGAUUCUGGCCUCUUGUGACCAUAUUUACAUUGUUAAACAGCUGGAUGCUUUCUUUUAUGAAAAUAAGUUAUGGAUUAUGAUCGAGUUCUGUCCUGGUGGUGCAGUGGAUGCAACAAUGUUGGAAUUGGAUCGUGGACUGACUGAACCACAGAUCCGUGUUGUUGCACGUCAGAUGCUAGAAGCCAUUGAGUAUCUUCACAGCCAGAAAAUCAUCCAUCGGGACUUAAAGGCAGGGAAUGUUCUACUCUCCCAGGAUGGCAAUAUUAAACUUGCUGAUUUUGGUGUUUCAGCAAAAAACACAAAAACAAUGCAAAAGAGAGAAACUUUCAUUGGAACACCCUAUUGGAUGGCCCCAGAAGUGGUGAUGUGUGAGACCAUGAAAGAUACUCCAUAUGAUUAUAAAGCUGAUAUCUGGUCGUUGGGUAUAACAUUGAUUGAAAUGGCUCAGAUAGAGCCACCUCAUCAUGAGUUAAACCCAAUGAGAGUUUUGUUGAAAAUUGCCAAGAGUGAUCCUCCAACGCUGGACCAUCCAUCAAAAUGGUCUAAAGAUUUUAAAGAUUUCCUCAAGCAAGCACUGGAUAAGAAUCCAGAUACCCGCCUUAGUGCAGCUCAGCUAUUGCAGCACCCUUUUGUGAGCAGUGUCAGCAAUAAUAAACCACUGAGGGAAUUGGUGGCAGAGGCAAAAGCUGAAGUGAUGGAGGAAAUAGAAGACAAUAGAGAGGAAGCAGAAGAUGAUGACUCAUCAGAACCAUUAUCACCCUUUCCAGGUCACACACGUGGUCUUUCUGAAUUGAGCCAAAUCAGUCUGGAAGCGGAUAAAAUUCCAAAAAUCCUAGAGCCUUUAGAAACCAACAGUGCUGCCUCUGAAGUUACAAAAGAUCAGACUGAUAAGGCCAAUGAAGGACUAUUGGAUGAGGGUAUAUGCAGCAGUGACAGUGACAAGGCAGAGAGCGAGAACUCAGUGAAGACUAUCAGCUCAGACUCUGGAACUGAUGACAGUAAAAUUAGCCCAUGUGCAAGGGACAAGCCUAAAAUGGACUUGGGGACUGAUGAUGGAAAAUCAAAUGAGGCCAUAAAUGCUUCUGCACAAACCUCAGAAGUGAACGAGGUAUCAGAACAGAAUUCCACUGAACAACAAAAUUUGACAGACAAUUCUGGGACUCUCCAGCCAAGAGAUAUACCAAUUUCUGAGGACCCUGCUGAUUCAAAGAAUGAGAAGGAAUUGCUUACCGAAACAACAAAAGAAAGUAAAUCUGAUAAGCAGGUCGCUCUGGUUCCAGAUUCAUUGGCACUCAAUGGAGCAGUAGAUUCUGCCAACAUACAGUCGAGGAGAGAUUCCGAUUUGGGUAGCGUAUCUGCUUCCGAUAGCAUUGAUUUGAACAUUUCCCUUUCAGCUGAUCUCUCUUUAAACAAGGAAACUGGUUCUCUAUCAAUACGGGGCAACAAGGCAAACAACAAGACUCUGAAAAGAACGAGAAAAUUUGUUGUAGAUGGAGUGGAAGUGAGUGUCACUACAUCAAAAAUUAUUGGGGAGGAUGAGAAGAAAACUGAGGAAAUGCGAUUCCUAAGGCGUCAGGAGCUGCGAGAGUUACGGUUACUUCAGAAGGAGGAACACCGGGCUCAAACACUACUCAAUUUCAAAUCGCAGCAGCAGUUAGAGCAAAUGCUUCGUCGUUUUGAACAGGAGAUGAAUGCAAAGAAGAAGUUCUUUGACACAGAGUUGGAAAAUCUGGAAAGACAGCAAAAGCAACUGAUUGAGAAAAUGGAACAGGAACACACAAACCGCUUACGCGAUGAGGCCAAACGAAUCAAAGCUGAGCAAGAAAAGGAAUAUUCCAAAUUCAUUGAUCAGCUGAAAACUCAGAAGAAAGAGGUAAAGAGUGAAGUUGAAAAACUUCCCAGAAACCAACGCAGAGACAACAUGAAACAAAAAAUGGGAGAAUAUGCACAGAAGAAACAAACACAGGAGCAGGACUUUCAAUCAAAACAGCAUCAAGAGCUGGAUAUUGCAUUGAAAAAAAUAAUUGCACAGAACAAGAAGGAAAUUUCUGACCAGGAAAGAUUGUGUCUUUCAAAGAAGCAGCAGCUGAUGAGAGAAAGGGAGGCUGCCAUCUGGGAACUGGAAGAGCACCAUCUGCAGGAGAAACAUCAAUUCCUCAAGCAGCAGUUAAAGGAUCAAUACUUUCUGCAAAGACAUCAGUUACUGAAGAAACAUGAUAAGGAGUUGGAGCAGAUGCAACGUUAUAAUCAGCGAAUGAUUGAGCAGCUAAAGAUCAGACAGCAACAGGAAAAGAACAGACUUCCCAAAAUCCAAAGAAGCGAAGGAAAGACAAGAAUGGUGAUGUACAAGAAAAGUCUGCGCAUUAACUCCACAGGGAGCCACACAGAAGACAGAGAGAAAAUCAAGCAGUUUGGACAGCAAGAAGAGAAAAGGCAAAAGAUGGAAAAGCAAAAUCAGCAAAUAAAGCAUGAAACCCAAAUGAGAGACAUGCAACAUACAUGUGACAAUAAUAUCCAAGAGCUCCAACAACUACAGAAUGAAAAGUGCCAUCUUCUAAUAGAACAUGAGACCGAAAAGUUAAAAGCACUUGAUGAAAAUCAUAACCAGCAACUCAAGGAAUGGCAAGAGAAGCUGAGGCCAAGAAAGAAAGCUUUGGAAGAAGAACUGACCCAGAAGAAAAAGGACCAGGAGGCCUUCUUUAAAAUUAGUGAAGAAGCAGAGUGUCAGAGUCCAAGUUCUCCAAACAAGGUUGCCAAAUUCUUUCCCUUUACUUCAGAAUCAUCCUAGGGAAGAUCAGGACUACGUUACUUCUCUAAGAACUCAGGAUUACAGAGAUAUGAACAAGUCUUUAAUUUAUAUUUUCUAAACUGAAAUUUGUUGAUGUUUUCUGAAUUAAAAGGGGAAGAAAUGCUGUAUUUACUACUGAUAUCACAAAUAAUAUGAACCUUUGGAUGUUAUUGUGUUCAUCAGAGGACAUUGCUAUGUCAGAAACGUACACGUGCAGAUGUACAUAAGUAUUCUUUAGUUGAGAGAUACUUUUCUGUGUCUACUUCUGAAUUCUUUGCUUAUUUUUCAGAGCUUCCUUGUCAAUACAUGAAAAGCUAACCAAGUAAGAUAAUGCAAAAUUAUAGAACAAGUUUUUUUUUUAAAAGAUGUUAUUUAGUUCAUAUUAUCAAAGAAUUUUUUACUAAAUAUCCUUAAUACCUAAUGAGUUAAUGAAGAACUGGGUUCAAAAGAAAACAAAUCCUGUUCAAGUGAACGACUGUAAUUAAAAAAAAAUCUGCCAAUAAAAGUUAUAAUCUACAGCA